CCAAAUCUUCCUUCAUUUGCAAAUAAGCUCUCACUCAGAACUUGACCAACAAAAAACUUGACUUUCUCUGCAUCUUUCUUGUUGAAUCCACAUUUGCAUUUUUGUUCUUUGUUAAAAUGCAUUACCAAACGGAGUCAUGGAGUUCGUAUGUUGGGGCGAGAACUGUUGGUGGCGACCCAUUGGAGCGCAUAGAGAGGCUGGCGUCAGAGAACGCGGUGGUGAUCUUUAGCAUGAGUAGCUGCUGCAUGUGUCACGCCAUCAAGCGGUUGUUUUGCGGGAUGGGUGUGAAUCCGACGGUGCACGAGCUGGACGAGGACCCGAGAGGCAAAGAGAUGGAGAAAGCUCUUAUGAGGCUUCUGGGUGGCUCCUCCUCUGUACCUGUCGUGUUUAUUGGCGGGAAGCUGGUGGGCACCAUGGACAGAGUCAUGGCCUCGCAUAUUAACGGCACUCUUGUGCCUCUUCUCAAAGAGGCUGGUGCUCUUUGGCUUUGAUGAUGAUCCUUACGAUUUCUCUUCUCCAAUAACACUUCCCAAAAAAAAAACAAAAAAAAUUGACUCGUAUAGAAAACGACAGAGGAAGAGGAGUUGAAUUAAUCUCUGCGUUGAUUAGAUAAUCUCUACUUUUUGUUUGUCUUUUUUUUGUUUUAAUUCUCCUGAGCAAGUUUUUCUUCUAUUUAAUCUCUGUUUUCUCUAGCCCAAAGUUUCCAGAAAGAAAUGAAAUUGCUUCCUCCUCUGUAUUAUCAUAGAUAGAAAUGAAACUAAAGUGUUCUCCA
This is a messenger RNA of Mangifera indica (mango), 772 nucleotides long. RefSeq names its product glutaredoxin-C1-like. The transcript has a single exon. Bases 117 to 491 code for a protein of 124 amino acids. NCBI's taxonomy places the organism in Eukaryota, Viridiplantae, Streptophyta, Magnoliopsida, Sapindales, Anacardiaceae. The record is from RefSeq and is a predicted model, not a curated record.